Messenger RNA from Carassius auratus (goldfish), 1304 nucleotides. RefSeq names its product palmitoyl-protein thioesterase 2a, tandem duplicate 2 (gene ppt2a.2). Lineage: Eukaryota; Metazoa; Chordata; Actinopteri; Cypriniformes; Cyprinidae. Gene Ontology annotation, molecular function: palmitoyl hydrolase activity; thiolester hydrolase activity. Gene Ontology annotation, cellular component: lysosome. Bases 97 to 978 code for a protein of 293 amino acids. The transcript is spliced from 9 exons. The record is from RefSeq and is a predicted model, not a curated record.
AUAAAAGUCCGGAGUAACACGUUCAGACCUGGUCUAGCAAUAGACACAAACUAAGCGAAUACAUAGAUUAUUGAGAGAUAUCGUCGGAGUGCCUUUAUGGGGGGAUUGAUGACUGAUGGCUGCAGACCAUGUGUUGUUGUAUGGGCUGUAUUUCUUCUGUCCUCCGUCAUGGGAUACAGACCAGUUAUUGUUGUCCACGGGAUAUUAGAUGGACCCAGACAGUUUGAUAUUUUGGCUAAAUUUAUCAAUCAGUCUCAUCCAGGUACCAAAGUGACCACACUAGCACUUUAUGACUACAUUAGCAGUAUGAAGCCACUUUGGCAACAGGUAGAUGGAUUCAGAGAGGCCGUCAGACCCAUCAUGGAGAGCGCUGAUGAUGGUGUCCAUCUCAUCUGCUUCUCACAAGGUGGAUUGAUAUGCCGAGGACUUCUUGCAACCCUGCCGACGCACAAUGUUCACUCUCUGAUAUUACUGUCUUCACCACUAGCUGGACAGUAUGGAGAUUCAUCUUAUUUGAAAUAUUUUUUCCCUAAAUUUAUCAAGUCAAGACUGUACAAUUUUUGUUACACUACAUACGGACAACGGAUAUCUAUCUGCAAUUACUGGAAUGAUCCACACCAAAGAGAGAGAUACUUAAAAAGCAGCAUCUAUCUCGCCCCACUGAAUGGAGAAAUAGAGCAUGCCAAUUCAACAGCGUGGCGAGACAGUUUCUUGCGCAUACAGAAGCUGGUGCUGAUCGGUGGACAAGAUGACGGCGUUAUUACACCAUGGGAGUCAAGUAUUUUUGGGUUUUAUGACAGUAAUGAAACUGUGGUUGAGAUGGAAAAGCAGGAUUGGUAUCUGAGAGAUGCUUUUGGCUUGAAAACACUGAACUCAGAGGGAGCCGUGGUCAAGUGUGUCGUCCCUGGUGUACACCAUACUUCCUGGCAUUCAAACCUCACAGUUUACAAGAACUGCAUAGACAAGUGGCUCACCUAAUCUAAGGAGAAGGACAAAAGGAAACUGAUCUUGUUACAUGCAUAUGCACAAUCCUCAAUGUAAUCAUGUAUCAUGUAGAUUAUGAUUGUAAACGUAUUAAUCACCUAAGAUUUUUUAUUUUUGCUGACAUAAUGUGAUCCAUUUUUUUCUAUAGUUAAAGUUUGCUAUAUAAUAUAUAGUUUUCUAUCUAUUUUCUAGUUUUCUAAUCAUUUUGAAUAUUGUAGGAAAGUUAUUCUGUCCUGCCACCACAGAUAAUCCAAGUCUAAUGUUCAAUUUUAACAAAUGAAAUUAUAAAAUAAAUUAAUAAAUUGUUAUAAAAAAUGCAA